AUGGCAUCAGCGGAGGUACCCCUCCCAACCCAGCGGCAUCGUCGGAACUUCCGAAUCGGGAUUGGAUCGGACAUGCGCCCAGCCGCCCAGCCGCUCAUCAGCCCAGCAGCCCUGCCCACCUCGUCCUUGUCACCCGUCGGGGCGAUUCCCGCCCAGCGGAGUGUUCAGCCUGGGAAACCCUCCGAGUGCGUCCACAGACAGCCGGAAUCCAGGGUGCUGAAAUCAUUGGACUACAAGGCACAUCAGCAAGUGCCGGACGGAGCCAGCCACUGGGAGCAUGCUCCGCCCCUGAAACCCGACCUCGGGAUUCACCUGCACACGUAUGACGCUGACCAGGCUGGUCUCCCACCGGCCUUGUCGGAAGCCACGAGUUUGGAAAAGCCUGCGGAGCGCGUUGGCGUAUCUUGUCCUUCGCAACAGACACGACUAGACCCGGCUGGCUGUACCAACAAACCCGAGCCCGACAUUCUCCCCCAAACUCCGAAACACAGAAUGCCUUCGUGGCUGACAAGGCUGACCGGCGGUCAAUGCGACGCCUAUAUCAAGAUUUCCCCCCAGAGCGACUUUGUUAUCUUGAGCGGCUCUGAACGCGAGGCGCCGGGCCAGUACAUCCGUGGCAAGGUCACCCUUUGCCUGCCGUCCGCGCAGCGCGCCAGGGGCGUGCAGCUGCAGCUGGUCGGCUAUCACAGGACAUCCGACCACGACUCAGACCUGCAUUCCGCCUCCUCCACGACGGGCGUUGUCUACCAGCACAUUUGGGCGCCGUUCCUCAUCGACGACGUCCCCUCGGCAUCUCUCGGCGGACCCCUGCCCAAGGGCACUUACGAGUGGCCCUUUGAGCACCUCAUCCCGGGCCACGUCCCCGAGACAGCCCGCGGCUGUCCCCGCUGCAGCAUCACCUACCACCUCAAGGCGAGCACCGUCCGCGACGCGCCCGACGAGACAUCGCCUCAGGCCAUGAAGCCCAUUCGUAUCAUCCGCACCCUGCCGAGCUCGGCCUUUGCCCUCAUGGACGCCGCCACCGUCGAGGGCACAAGCACCGGCCGCCUCGUCUACUCCCUGUCGCUCGCCCACAAGGCCAUCGCCCUCGGCACCGUCCUGCCGGUCGACCUGCGCUUCACCGCCCUCGCCAAGAACAUCACCCUGCGCUCCGUCCGCUGCUUGCUGCGCGAGGUCCACUCGCUCGAGACACAGGUGUCCUCGGGCUGCCCCGGCGCCGGGACGACGACCAGCACCGUUGAGGGGUAUCGGCUCGCGGCGGCGUGGGACCUGGCGAUGGACGACAAGGGCCGCAUCGGUCGGUUUGACGGCGCGGCGGGCGAAUGGCAUGUCCAGAGGCGGCUGCCGAUGCCGACGACGCUGAUCAAGUGUUCGCCUGAUGUUGAUGUGCGCGGCAUCAAGGUCAGUCACCAGGUGGAAUUCGCCGUGACUUUUGCGGAGGGACCUGAUAUGAUUUCGAAUUUCCGAGCCACAAUCCCCAUCAAGCUCUACAUCUCUCCCAACGCCCCCGUCGCGGGCUCGGACUACUUCAUCUCGAGGCGCCCCGACGUCCACGUCUGCGCCGCCGGCGGCCUGAACAGCAGCAUGGAGGUGCCCCCCUGCUACGGCCGCCACAAGCUGGACGAGCUGCUCGAGGACGACCGACCCUCCUCGUUCCUGCAACGCUACGAUCCCGUCGCGCCGGCCUAUGAUUUUGCCCUGCCGGCUGCGGCGCCGUGUGCUGGUGUGGGGGCGUAG
Messenger RNA from Verticillium nonalfalfae, 1737 nucleotides. RefSeq lists its product as uncharacterized. Lineage: Eukaryota; Fungi; Ascomycota; Sordariomycetes; Glomerellales; Plectosphaerellaceae. The coding region runs from base 1 to 1737 and encodes 578 amino acids. Gene Ontology annotation, biological process: ubiquitin-dependent endocytosis. Gene Ontology annotation, molecular function: protein-macromolecule adaptor activity; ubiquitin protein ligase binding. The record is from RefSeq and is a predicted model, not a curated record. Gene Ontology annotation, cellular component: plasma membrane; cytoplasm; cytosol. The transcript is spliced from 5 exons.